Messenger RNA from Lodderomyces orthopsilosis Co 90-125, 207 nucleotides. RefSeq lists its product as uncharacterized. Lineage: Eukaryota; Fungi; Ascomycota; Pichiomycetes; Serinales; Debaryomycetaceae. The transcript has a single exon. The coding region runs from base 1 to 207 and encodes 68 amino acids. The record is from RefSeq and is a predicted model, not a curated record.
AUGCUUUGGAGAGUUAAGCAUGGAUUCAAGUUAUGUGGAGAAAAGCUUCAAUGCUUGUUGUCGUCACAUGCUCUCUCUGGUAAAAUGUCUGGUCUGACCAACCAGUCAUUUGCAAUUCUAGAUUUGAGUAAUGAUGAUGCAAGUGAAGAAGUGGAACCAUUCUUGACCAUUGCUCCAACAUUCAGACCCAUGACCACGCGAAGUUAG